GUGUUUCUGCAAUAUUUAUUCGUUCGUUUGUGGAAAGAAUAAUUAAAAUUUCGUCAUUUCAUCUUACGUCGAGUUUAUGUUGAGCUAUGAGUAGGUUUACCAUGUAAAGUGGUUCAAAUUAUUAAUAUAAUUUAUAAUACUCUCAUGUAGUAACAAGGUGUUUCUAUUGAAUCACGUACUUGUUCGGUGUUCUUGUGGGAAUCUACAAUCUUUAAACAGGUUAAAAUGAGGUUGUUACCAAGCAUCCUCUGCUUACUGCUGGUACUGCAUUGCUCCUAUGCUCCCCCGGUGACUCAUGAUAAAGAUGAUAAAGAGCAUGACAGUGAAGUCAAAGAUGAAUUGGUAAUGGAGGAUGUCAUGGAGUAUCACAGAUACUUGAAAGAGGUGGUGCAGGCAUUGGAAAGUGAUCCGGACUUUAGGGAACGUCUGGAGAAAGCUAAUGAUGAUGAAGUUCGGUCAGGAAAAAUAGCUGAGCAACUCGGUUUCGUGAAUCACAAUGUCAGAACGAAACUGGAUGAAAUUAAACGACGCGAAAUGGAAAGACUUCGACAUUUGGCCACGAAGCAAUAUGAAUUGACCAACAACAUCGAUACAGACUUGUCGAAAGUGUCAAAUGACCACUUGGACCAUCAAAACCCGCAUACCUUCGAAAUCGAAGAUUUAAGAAAACUCAUUCAAAAAACCACCGCUGACCUCGAAGCCGCCGACAAACAGAGAAAAGAGGAAUUCAAGGAAUAUGAAAUGCAAAAAGAGUUUGAUAAACAUCAAAAGAUGGAAACUAUGGAUGAGGCUCAGAAAAAAGAGUUCCAAAAAAAAAUUGAGUCAGAGGAAGAAAAGAAGAAACACCAUAAGCCGCUACACCAUCCAGUGACGAGGGAACAGUUGCUAGAACUAUGGAAAAAUCGCGAUAACUACGACCCUAAAGAUUUCGACGUAAAGGUGUUUUUCGUAAUGCAUGACGUGGACGGCAAUGGCGUAUGGGACGCGGACGAGGUGAAGGCGCUCUUCAUCAAGGAGUUGGACAAGAUGUACGGGCCCGACGGCCCCAACGAGGACCUACACGAGAGGGCCGAGGAGAUGGAGCGCAUGCGCGAACACGUGUUCAGCGAGGCGGACAAGAACAAGGACGGCCUCAUCGACUUCCACGAGUUCAUACUGUCCACCAAGUCGCAGGAGUUCAAUAAAGACCCAGGCUGGCAACCAAUCGACGAGAAUUCUGUCUACAGUCAAAACGAGUAUCAGGAGUACGAGAGGAGAAGAAUGGAGGAGAUCAAAUAUUUGCAACAACGUGGUUUGGUGGACGCGCACGGGCGGCCCAUCCCCGGCGCCGAGCACCAGAUCUACCAGGCGAUGCAGCAGAAGCACCACCAGGACCAGCUAGCGCACCACGGCCAGCAGUACUACCAGGGCCAGGCCCAGCCGCCGCCGCAGGGCUACCACCAGCCGCCAGCUCCAGGGUACCAACAGGUGCCCCAGCAGGGCUACCAGCAAAUGCCUCAGCAGGGCUACCAACAGGUGCCUCAGCAGGGCUACCAACAAAUGCCUCAGCAGGGCUACCAACAAAUGCCGCCUCAAGGCUAUCCUCCACAAGGACAGCCGGCUCACCCGCAAGUGCCUCAACAGGCUGCUCCGGGGCAGCAGUACCAGCCGCCCCCCGCACCACCCGCGCAACAGAACUUCCAGGCCCCGCCACAGCAAGCCUACCAGCCGGCUCCGGCCCAGGGCCAGGCUCAGGCCCCGCCCCAGGGCCAGCCACAAGCCCCGCCCCCGAGCCCGCCGCAGCCGGCAGCCAACCAAGCCGCCCCGCAGCAGAAUCUGAACCAAGGCCAGGCGCCCCCCGCACAGAACCAAGCUCCAGCGCAGACUCAACCACAAACAGCACCGAAAAUAUAACAGUCUAACUCUUCUUAAAAUUUCGCCAAUUUCAUGACACCUACAACAGUUAUCAUGUAAUGCAAAAAUUUGUAGAUAGUAUGCUAUUUUACUAUUUCGUUCACUGACUAGCUAGGUAUACUUUUAUAGGAAGUCUUAUACACUCAGCUUUUCUAUUUCGCAGUCUCAAAAUAUUUUCAACUUGAAACUUUGAUCUAUGAAUCAAAUGCUCAUUCUUUAAAGUAAUGUUAAAACAGUCAUUGUCAUUAUACUUAUACACUGUGCCAAAUUUAAUAGAUUUCUUAACCACAGUUUUCGAAAAGCGAAUUUAAAUUCAAAUAAUGUUUCCGUACCUUACUUUGCCUUUAAAAGUCUAUGCGAAUGAAAUCAAUUAACAAAUAAUAAAUAAAUAAAACUAAAGGCACAGUAAAACUGCCGUUUUUGUGCCUUAUAAGUCUUAUGAUCUUGGAAUUGCUUUUCGAAAAGUGGCCAAUACUUAAUAUUGAUAACACCAGCAAUAAUCUGUUAAUGUAUGUAUCAGGGCAUUGAGAUUAUUAAAAUAUAUCGUGAUGUGUUUUUAUUAUAAAGAACGGUUUUGUCAGAUUUAUAUCGCAAAUAAUAAACUUUUAUUUCAACCCGC
Plutella xylostella (diamondback moth) is the source of this 2512-nucleotide messenger RNA. RefSeq names its product Nucleobindin 1 (gene NUCB1). Lineage: Eukaryota; Metazoa; Arthropoda; Insecta; Lepidoptera; Plutellidae. The record is from RefSeq and is a predicted model, not a curated record. Gene Ontology annotation, cellular component: endoplasmic reticulum-Golgi intermediate compartment; extracellular exosome. Gene Ontology annotation, molecular function: calcium ion binding.